This is a messenger RNA of Macroventuria anomochaeta, 852 nucleotides long. RefSeq names its product aquaporin. Gene Ontology annotation, molecular function: water channel activity. Gene Ontology annotation, biological process: transmembrane transport. Gene Ontology annotation, cellular component: plasma membrane. NCBI's taxonomy places the organism in Eukaryota, Fungi, Ascomycota, Dothideomycetes, Pleosporales, Didymellaceae. Bases 1 to 852 code for a protein of 283 amino acids. The record is from RefSeq and is a predicted model, not a curated record. The transcript has 3 exons.
AUGCCACGACUCCCAGUUCAUCGUGAGCCGAAAGAAAGUCGAGACGGCCACACCAAUGAACACACCAACGGUAACAGCGGGCGAAAGCAGCCUCAGCUCAGCACACUCCAGAAGCACUUGGUCGCUGCAUCAGGAGAGUUCUGCGGAACCUUCAUGUUUCUCUACUUCUCGUUCGCCUGUCAAAUCAUGUUGCACACACAACGAAGCGACUCGUCUCUUGAGAAUGGCGGCUUCAGCGCCACGAUGAAUAUCCACACUGCCCUCGUCUAUGGCUUCAGCUUGUUGGUCAACGUAUGGGCUUUCUACCGAAUCAGUGGUGGUCUUUUCAACCCUGCUGUCACAUUCGGCAUGGUCCUCGCUGGCACACUCCCUCCAAUCCGUGGCCUCAUUCUGUUCCCGGCCCAACUUCUUGCCGGCAUGUGCGCUGCUGGUCUUGUACAGUGCAUGUUCCCCGGCGACAUUACACUCACCAACACAACACUCUCACCCGGCACCAGCAUCGCGCAAGGUGUCUUCAUCGAGAUGUUCAUGACUGCCGAGCUGGUCUUUGUUGUGCUGAUGCUCGCUGCUGAGAAGAGCAAGGACACUUUUAUCGCGCCUGUUGGCAUUGGUCUGGCACUUUUUGUUGCUAUGAUGGGCGGCGUCUACUUCACCGGCGGCUCGCUCAACCCCACCCGCAGCUUUGGUCCUGCUGUCGCCGGCACGCAAUUCCCUGGCUACCACUGGAUCUACUGGAUCGGCCCGCUACUUGGUGGCGCGCUCGCUGCUGGGUACUACCGCUUUGUGAAGUACUUCAACUACGAGGAGGCGAACCCAGGUCAGGAUUCUGCGAAUGGUGACUUCAGCGGGUGA